AUGUUCAUCCUUGCCGUAAAUCACAAUGACUCAUCCGAUGACUCAAAUUGCGACGGCAACAACAUUAAUGCUACACCCUUCUCAACGUCAAUUAAGGCAAUGUGUGAUGCCACAUUGUACCCUAACUCAUGUAUAUACUCCCUUUCUUCUGUGGCCAACUCGACCGAAUUCGACCCGGUCAAGCUCUUCAAUCUUACACCACAAGUUGCAAUCAACGCCGUUGCUAAUUGCAACGAGCUCAUUGAGCUAGCGAUAGAUCACAUAAACGAUUGUGUAACAUCUUCCAUCGAUUUCAGCAGCGAGGAGCUCGUCAACGAAAUCAAGACGUGGCUAAGCUCAGCAAUUACAAACCAGCAAACUUGCAUCGAUGGAUUCAACAAAUCGACCGUGUUAAUCAGGAACUCGACCGAGUUUACCAGACGAAACAGGAAAGUGCAAGACGAUAAAGGCGGCGUUGAAGGCGGUGCUGGGAAGAGCAAUAAGAGGACGGUGAUAUAUGUGAAGAAAUGGGUGUACUAUGAGAAUGUCAGGGUUAAGACGAAAAAGUGGAAUGUCUUGAUUACUGGCGAUGGAAAGAAUAUGACGGUGGUUUCUGGUAGACCAAAUACUGUCGAUGGCACUCCGACCUUCUCCACUGCAACAUUUGGAACUAGUAGAAAACAUGGUAUUGACGACGAGUAUUGGUGA
Asparagus officinalis (garden asparagus) is the source of this 687-nucleotide messenger RNA. Its product is annotated as putative pectinesterase/pectinesterase inhibitor 24. The transcript has 4 exons. Gene Ontology annotation, biological process: cell wall modification. Gene Ontology annotation, molecular function: pectinesterase inhibitor activity; pectinesterase activity. The record is from RefSeq and is a predicted model, not a curated record. Bases 1 to 687 code for a protein of 228 amino acids. Lineage: Eukaryota; Viridiplantae; Streptophyta; Magnoliopsida; Asparagales; Asparagaceae.